Molecule: messenger RNA, 816 nt
Organism: Emys orbicularis (European pond turtle)
Lineage: Eukaryota; Metazoa; Chordata; Testudines; Emydidae
Gene: CNPY3
Product: canopy FGF signaling regulator 3
Exons: 6
Coding region: 1-816 (271 amino acids)
Source: RefSeq, a predicted model, not a curated record
AUGGCCGAGCCGGGCCCCGCCGCCUGUCUGCUGCUGCUCCCGCUGCUGCUGAGCCCGGCCCUGGCCGGCGGAGCUGACGACACCGAAUGGGUCCGGCUGCCCAGCAAGUGCGAGGUGUGUAAGUAUGUGGCAGUAGAGCUGAAAUCUGCCUUUGAGGAAACUGGGAAGACCAAGGAGGUGAUUGACACAAAGUAUGGCUUUCUAGACGGAAAGGGGUCUGGAAUCAAGUACACGCAAUCGGAUAUCCGACUGAUCGAGGUGACAGAGACCAUCUGCAAGAGACUGUUGGACUAUAACCUGCACAAAGAGAGAACUGGCAGUAACAGAUUUGCAAAGGGAAUGUCGGAGACGUUUGAAACCCUGCACAACCUGGUGCACAAGGGGGUGAAAGUGGUGAUGGACAUCCCCUAUGAGCUGUGGAACGAGACCUCUGCCGAAGUGGCCGAUCUCAAGAAGCAGUGUGAUGUGCUGGUGGAGGAAUUCGAAGAUGUGAUCGAGGACUGGUACAGGCAUCACCAGAAGGAAGACCUGGCUCAGUUUCUCUGUGCGAACCAUGUGCUGAAAGGGAAAGACACAAGCUGCCUGGCAGAGCAAUGGGCCAGCAAGAAGGGAGAUGUAGCGACCACGGGGGAGAAGAAGACAAAGAAAAAGGGUGGCAAGAACAAGAAAGCAGCAGAGAGGAAAAAGAAAAACAAGAAGGAGAAGGUUGAGGAAGCAAAAAGCCACCUGGACCCAAGUGCUGAAGGGAGCCCUGAGGAGGAGGGGGAUAUCCAGCCGAAGGCUCCCCUUGCGCACAGCCCAGCUGACGAGCUGUAG